This is a messenger RNA of Macrosiphum euphorbiae (potato aphid), 573 nucleotides long. The record is from the annotation of a GenBank genome assembly. NCBI's taxonomy places the organism in Eukaryota, Metazoa, Arthropoda, Insecta, Hemiptera, Aphididae.
AUGGUAGUUGAACGAAGACGAUUAGGAGUUGGUGUAUUGGAUGAUUGUAUAUAUGCAGUUGGUGGAGGAGAUCACAACAAUUCAUUAAAUAGUGUUGAGGUUUUUGAUGUCAGUAUUCAAAAAUGGAGAUUGGUAGCUAGUAUGUCCACUGAAAGAUGGGAUUUGGGUGUUGGUGUACUCAAUAAUUUAUUAUACGCGGUUGGGGGUGCUGGUAAUGGUCAUAGUUUGAGUUCUGUGGAAUAUUAUGAUCCCACACUUGCCACAUGGACACCAGUUGACAAUAUGUCUAUAAGCCGUCAAGGUGUUGGUGUAGGCGUCUUGGACGGUCUUAUGUAUGCUAUUGGUGGACAUGGUGGAAAGUAUCUUAAAAGUGUUGAGGUUUAUAGACCGAGUGAUGGAGUCUGGUCUUCUGUAGCUGAUAUGGAGAUAUGUCGAUUUCGUCCUGGAGUAGUGGCAUUAGAUGGUUUAUUGUUUUAUAUGAAGUCUUUAUUACCCGAAAUUAUUGAUCCACAAUUCCCUAAAAGAAUGCUGAAAUCAGAUAUUCGAGAACCAGAUCACAUAAAAAAAAAAUGA